AUGAAAUCAGGAAAUCUCUCUGAGACUGCAGCAUUCCUCCUCCUGGGACUGUCAGAGGAUUCAGAACUGCAGCCUCUCCUAUUCUGCCUGUUCCUGUCCAUAUACCUGGUCACUGUGCUUGGGAACCUGCUUAUCAUCUUGGCCAUCAUCUCUGACUCCCACCUCCACACCCCAAGGCACUUCCUCUCUAAUUUGUCUUUCAUCGAUAUCUGUUUCACCACCACCGCAAUCCCAAAGAUGCUAGUGAACAUUCAGACACAGAGGAAAAUCAUCAGUUACACAGCCUGUCUCACUCAGAUCUGCUUUUUCUUAACUUUUGCUGGAUUGGAAAAUGGAAUUCUGGUAAUGAUGGCCUAUGAUCGAUUUGUGGCCAUCUGUCACCCACUGAGGCACAAUGUUAUCAUGAACCCCAAACUCUGCGGGCUUCUGAUCCUUCUUUCCUUCCUUAUUAGUGUUCUGGAUGCCCUGGUGCAUACUUUGAUGGGGCAGCUGUCCUUCUGCAUAGACCUGAACAUUCUCCACUUUUUCUGUGAACUAGCUCAUGUUCUGAAGCUCGCCUGUUCUGAUACCCUCAUCAGUAACAUCCUCGUAUAUUUAGUGACCAGCCUGUUGGGUGUUGUUCCUCUCUUUGGUAUAAUCUUCUCCUAGACUCAAAUUGUCUCCUCUGUCCUGAAAAUCCCAUCAGCUGGUGGAAAGUAUAAGGCAUUUUCCAUCUGUGGGUCACACUUAAUAGUUGUUUCCUUGUUCUAUGGGACAGGUUUUGGGGUGUACCUUAGUUCUGCACCUACUCACUCCUCCAGGAAGACUACAAUAGUAUCAGUGAUGUACACGGUGGUCACCCCUAUGAUUAACCCCUUUAUCUACAGUCUAAGAAACAAAGACAUGAUGGGGGCUUUGACGAAACUCAUCUCUAGAAUAUCAUCUUUCCAUUGA
Molecule: messenger RNA, 933 nt
Organism: Equus caballus (horse)
Lineage: Eukaryota; Metazoa; Chordata; Mammalia; Perissodactyla; Equidae
Source: RefSeq, a predicted model, not a curated record